AUGGGAGCCGGGAGCUGCACAGCCUCUGUGCCCAGCUGGAAUUUCUCCUCCAGUUCGACCUCAAGGAGAAGAGGAGCUUCUUCGGGCAGCGCAAGGACUAUUGGGACUUCUUGUGCCAGGGCCUGGCGCGACGCCGGCAGGAGCACGAGGGCGUUCGCUUUGUUACCUCCCUGGACAAGGGGCCGAGCCUUCCUGCGGUACUGCCUGGUGCACCGGCAGCUGGCAGAGUCCCUGCAGCUCUGCCUCCUCGACCCCGAGAUCCUCCGCGAGUGGUACUACGCCCGCAGCCCCUUCCUGAGCCCCCAGCGUCGGGCAGAGAUCCUGGGCUGCCUCUAUGAGCUGGACGGCGUCACCUUCCACCUGGCCCUGCGCAGGGCUGACCUGGACAUCGCCUGGCCCAUGUUCUCUGAGACACUGGUACGGCCCAGCCCAGUGGCCAGGAGCAGCCCGGCAAAGACAGCCCUGCAGACAGGCGAUACCAGCACCGGGGCACAGGGAUGGCCCAAUGGCAUUGCCCAUCCCACCACGGCACCCCAUGGAGUGCCAGCCCACCCAUGCCCAACCGCCUUGGCUGCCCCACGGGCAGGGGGUGUAGAGGCAGAAGAGGAGGACGACGUGGAGAUGGAGAAGGGCAUGAAAGAGGAAGAUGAAGAGGAAUUGGAGGAGGAUGAGAAGGAGAUGGAGGAUGUGGAUGUGGAGGAGCUGGAGGAUGGACACAGCGCUGGCAAAGCACCCCAGCCUGAUGGUGAAGGGGAGCCCGGCACAUCCCCGCCGCCCAGCACAGGGUGCAUGCCGGGCUCCUCGCCGCCAGUGCCCAGGCAGGCGGGGGGGAUGGAGGCGUCCCUGCGGGCGCUGGUGUCCCGGCUGCGGGCCGAGCUGGGGCAGCGGGAGGCGGCAUCGCAGGCGCUGGCGGCCCGGCUGGCACGGGAGGAGCGGCGGCACCGGCAGCGGGAGGAGGGCAGCGCCCGGCAGGCCCGGCUGCGGGCACACGAGGCCGAGGCACUGCGGGAGACCAACGCCUUCCUGGAGCGGGCGCUGGCGGCGGCGGUGGCAGCAGGGGGCCCAGGGGCGCUGGCACAGGCGCAGGAGGAGGCACGGGGCUGGCGGGAGGUGGCGGAGGAGCGGGGCGCCCGGCUGGCCGGGGCGCUGGCAGAGGCGGCAGGGCUGGCCUCGCGCCUGCGGGACUGCCAGGCAGCGCUGGCAGUGGCAGGACAGACGGACACACUGGAGGAUGCCAGUGCCCUGGAUGAGGUGGCCGCCGUGGAGGAGGUGCUGCGGCGGGCGCUGGAGCUUGCCCGCGGCUCCCAGGAGCCCCUGCUGGACCCCCAGGUGGAGGGGGAGCCCAGCACGGCCGCUGGCAUGGCCAUGCACCUGGCCACCCUGGCCACCACGGCGCGGGAGGAGGCCCGGCAGAGCUGGCAGCAGCUCCAGGCCCAGCGGCAGGAGGUGGCACGGUUGCAGGAGCAGCUUGGCAGGGCCCGGCAGGACGGCGAGCGCUGGGCAUCGGCGCUGCAGCGGGCGCAGCGGGAGGCCCUGGAGCGGGAGGCCACGCGCGGCGCCGAGCAGGCGCGGCAGCAGGAGCUCAUCCGCGACAUGAAGGGGCGGCUGCUGGAGCUGCUGCGGGAGAAGGAUGCCCUGUGGCAGAAGACAGAGGGCAUCGACACCCCGAUACCCAGCCCGGCGCCCCGUGAUGCAGGGCUGUGCGCCCGCUGCCGCAAGGAUUUCCGCCUCCUCUCGCGGCGGUACAGCUGCAGGUGGGCUAUGGGGGGCACUGGGGGUGGCACUGGGGUGGCACGGCUCACUGCCCGCUCUCUUGGCAGGCUGUGCCAGGGCAAGGUGUGCCAUGCGUGCUCCGUGGACGUCGGCAAGCAGGGUCGCUGCUGCCUGCUUUGCUACCAGCAAAGGCACCCGCAGGCUACGUGA
Nipponia nippon (crested ibis) is the source of this 1923-nucleotide messenger RNA. Lineage: Eukaryota; Metazoa; Chordata; Aves; Pelecaniformes; Threskiornithidae. The record is from RefSeq and is a predicted model, not a curated record.